AUGGACGUACUCAAAACCCUCAACCACAGUUCGAAGUCAACAACGGGCAAUUUGACCUUCUCAUUCACUCACCUUGCUGCGAUAACCAUCCUCAUGCCAACGAUACGACACCUCUACGUUGACUACAAAAACUUCAUCGCAUUGGGUCCUGGAGGCACGCCAAAGACGAUUAUGGGCUAUUGCAAAGUCAAAGCACUAAGCUUGCUGGCUCUCCGUGACCCAUACACACCACCGAAGAUUCCGUGGUCCAUGGUACAAAAACAGGGCACUUUGUCAAGUCUACCACAAAGAGAAGGCCCUCGGCCUUCGACUCUUGGAAUCGCGCCUCACCGUCAAACGGACCAAAAACCAUCGCAAGAGAUGUACGAGAAAUUGGCCAGUGCCCUACACACGAUUGCCGAGGAUAACCUACAUCUUCUGGAAGGAACAUCGUGUUUCGAAAAGCAUGGCACUGGUCUGUUCAGCGACAACCCUCAACGACGGACUUGCGGAGGAGAAAUCUGUCAUGCACAUCCUUCAGACGGAUCAUUGCAUCUAACGCUGCACCCCGCCGACGCGAAGAUCAUGCUCGAGGGCGGUUGGGGCGAAAGACACCCACUAGCAAGAGGCGGAUGGCUGGAAAGAUUCGUCCCUGGAGGGUUCGUCAUGAUAUAUGCGCCUCGCAACGACGUCGAGCUCGAUGUGGUACUGGAAAUCGUACGCGCUGCAGCAUGGUUUGUCGGGGGUGAAGAGAUCAAGAGCGAGCAUGACAAGCGCAGGGACAGUGGCCAGGAAGAGUGCGUCGCAUGUUGA
This is a messenger RNA of Aureobasidium namibiae CBS 147.97, 792 nucleotides long. RefSeq lists its product as uncharacterized. The transcript has a single exon. The record is from RefSeq and is a predicted model, not a curated record. The coding region runs from base 1 to 792 and encodes 263 amino acids. NCBI's taxonomy places the organism in Eukaryota, Fungi, Ascomycota, Dothideomycetes, Dothideales, Saccotheciaceae.